AAUAAAAGAAUAAAUUUGCUUUUUUAAUUGAAAUUCUUGUUUUUGUUUGUGUGUUGGGUGUUUCAAAGGCAGGAAUAAAAAACAACAGCCGCUGCUGCAAUAAGAAAAAUGAGUGCAUUUGAGGUUAAAGUGACACCAACACGAUGCAAAAAUAAAAAACUCACAGAGUCUCGGGAACCUACGGAGGUGAUAAUGGCGCCAUUUUCCGGCAAAUCUAUUGUUUUAUUCGAGGAUGUACCAGUGACAAAGACAGCCAAACGUCUUCUUAGAAUAAUAAAUCCAUCGGAGGAUGAUAUUGAGGUGUCAGUCAGUAAAUCGAUUAAUCCGGAGCACAAUGUCAACUUGGAAUGGUUGGAGAACUCUGUGCCGGCACAGAGUGAAAUAACACUGGAAAUGGUGUGGUCGCCACAAAUGGAUGUUGCCUGUAAAGAGACAUUACAACUUAUCGACAAUCGAAAUUUUCGCAAAGAUGUAAUGGUCAUACUAAAAUCCAAGCCCAUUAAACAAGUAAAGAGUGUACGAAAAUUUCCCACCAUCUCGUCUGGAAAUAAUACACAUGUCAAAACUCUGCGCUUAAAAUCACCAACAAGUGCUGCCAAUAAAGCUGUAAGUAGAUUAACACACCAACAACAGCAACAUCAUCAACAGCAGCAGCAGUUACAACAUCAGGCUCAAAUGCAAAAGAAACGUUUAACAGCCCAUGAUGCAGCCACUAAACGCGAGACUAUGGAUAAAAACAAACAGCAGCUGCCUACACAAUGGAAUAGUAGUAUUUUCGUUACCAAUAAAAAGAAUCAGCAACCAACGGUGAAGGAGAAUUUACAGCCACCUAAAGCUACUUUACAUAAUCACACAUCGCCUCUAAUGGAACGUAAUGUUUAUGCUAAUAACAAGGAGGAGACAUUGGCCGCAAACCUAUCGCCUCAUGUUAUGGAAUUGGAAAAAGAAAAUCUAAAAGAAAAUGUUAGUCCUUUGGCCCUAACAAAUGUGCUGAGUAUGAUCGAUGAAUUGAAGUUUACGCCAGCUACUGUCACCCUUUCCAACACUCAUGAGUCAAGACUGGAGAAAUUAGCCUCAUUGCCCACUCCCAUGGGUCCUAAUGCAAUAUCCAUAACUGUAACACCAGAGGUGCCGGGCGAUCAUGUUAGAGAAUUGAAGCCCAGAUGUUUAUCUAUAGAACUGUUGGAUGAGGCUCUCUCCAACGAGGACAUACACAAUGAUACCAAAGGUACUACCAUGGUUAUAACGAAUAAAACUUUCGAUGUCAAGCUAAGUGAGAGUUUAGAGAUUUCCUGUGAUAAUCUAAAUGGCUCCUCGGGUGAAGGUCGUCCAAAUAGCGCUUGUAGUUUGGUAAUAAAUAAAACUACUGUUAUAACAACCACACCGGUGGCUAGGCCUUUGGAAAUAAUACAAGAAGAAGAUAAUAGUCCCACUGGCUUAAAUACCGCGUCAAAAUUAGAUAAUCAAAUGGCAAUGGAAACUCCUAAAAAAGGUGAAGAAGAUCUGAAGCGUGAUAUUAAGCUAAUAGGCACUCCCCUGCGUAAAUAUUCAGAGUCAAUGAAGGAUUUGUAUCAGAAAUCUCCCCAGUCUAUACUCAUAACACAAGGAUCCCUGCCCAAUCUCAAUGAAAUGGAAACUAUAAAAUCCUUUGAACAAAAUCGUUAUUUCAUACAAGCCAACUCGCGUACAGAUGUCAAAGCUUCUACCCAGGCCAUAGCAGCUGCUGCUGCUACACAAGACAAUAAUAAACUUAAAGUCGAACAACAACAACAACACAAUGAAUCUGCAGAUCAAUUAGAUUGCAGUCGCAUGAGCUUGAUUUCCCAUUCCGAUGUACAGUUCAAUCAAAAUGAGAUUUUAGCACAAUCCAGUCGUUUUAAUCUCAAUGAAGUUGGUCUUAAAUAUCGUAAAAAUAGUCCCAGCUUGGCAAAAUGUAAAACAAACAACAACACAGACAAACGUAAUCCCACACCGCCAAAGGCCUCUAGAAAAUUAAACUCUGUACCCGAAGCGCACAAACGGCGAUCAAAUGAAUUGUCAUUUUCCGAUUCUCAAAGCAUGGAUUCGGUGGUAAGUGGCAGCAGCACCACCAGUUUAAGAACAAAUUCCACCAAAUCAAGUUAUGUCACUGUAUCGCCACCAAAACGUCAAAGACUUGAAUGGGACACAAGCCUGCAGAAACAAAAAACCCCCACCAAUGCCUCGGCCUCGAUUAAGGUUAAGAAUUGGUCACAAACCCAACCCAAAAAGUACAAACUAUCAAAGACCCUUUCGCUGGUCAAGAAACCCUUAACGCCCCGUAAAAGUAAAGAAGAGCCACGCAUUAAACUUUACGAAGCCGAUUUAUUUCUACAACCCUACAUCAAUCCCGAUCCCUUUGCGGCCACCACCACCUGUGAUCCAUUUCUCGCAUCCACCAUGUAUUUGGAUGAAGCCUCAGUGGAUAAACAUCAAACGGAUUUCAAAAAAUGGCUCAAUGCUUUGGUAACCAUGCCCGCCGAUCUCGACACCGAUUCAAAUGCCAAAAUUGAUGUGGGCAAACUGUUCAAUGAAGUACGUCACAAGGAUUUAAUCUUGGCACCCACCAAAGAGGAACAAUCCAUCAACUAUUUAACCAACUUUCGUUUAGAGUCUCUGCGUCGUGCUGCUGUUGAACUUUUCCUAAGUCAAGAGAUGCGAGAGCCCUGCUCCAAAGUUGCUGUUUAUGUUCAGAAGAAUGCUUUGCGAAUACGCAGUGAUCGAAAUUUACAUUUGGAUGUUGUGACACAACGUGAUAUUUUGGAAUUGCUGUUGUGUUUUAAUCCUUUGUGGUUGCGUUUGGGCUUGGAGGUGGUGUAUGGUGAGAAAAUUCAUUUGCAGUCUAACAGAGACAUUGUGGGAUUAAGUUCGUUUAUAUUGAAUAGACUCUUUCGUGACAAAUUUUUGGAACAAAAAUAUUCCAAAGCCUACACACUUUCCGAUGAAUAUGCCGAACACAUCAAAAAGUUCACCCUACAAAAGUUUUUCUUUCUACUGCUGUUUUUAGACCGAGCUAAAGAAAAACGUAUUAUAGCCCAUAAUCCCUGUCUGUUCAUUAAAAAAUCUCCGCACAAAGAAACACGAGAUAUUCUUUUGCGCUUCUCCUCUGAACUGUUGGCCAAUAUUGGCGAUAUAACCAGAGAACUAAAACGUUUGGGCUACGUACUGACGCACAAGCAAUCAUUUCUGGAUGAAUUCGAUUAUGCCUUUCAUAAUUUAGCAGUUGAUCUCAGAGAUGGUAUACGUUUGACCAGAGUUAUGGAAAUUAUAUUGUUGCGCGUAGAUUUAACCAAACAAUUGAGAGUACCGGCCAUUUCACGACUCCAGCGGAUUUUUAAUGUAAAUUUGGCUUUAAAAGCUUUGGGAGAAGCAGAUUUUCAAUUGAAGGGAGAAAUAGCGGCCAACGAUAUAGUAGAUGGUCAUAGAGAAAAGACUCUGUCGUUGUUAUGGCAAAUAAUCUAUAAAUUUAGAUCGCCCAAAUUCCAUGCAGCUGCCCGUGUGAUACAGAAAUGGUGGAGACAUUCUUGGCUAAAGGUGGUCAUACAAAGAAGAAUACGUUUUAAGGAAGAACAAAGGCGUGAAGCAGCUGCUAUUGUCAUACAAUCAGUGUAUCGUGGUUUUACUACCAGACGUAAUGUAAACAUAUAUAAACAGGAACGUAUACAGGCCGCCUUGGUAUUUCAGAAAUAUAUACGUCGUUAUCUUGCGCGUAAAAGGUUCCUGAUGACCGUGCAGUUUACAGUGGUAAUACAAAAAUGGCUAAGAGCUUCUCUAUUGGGCAAAAAAUGUCGUGAGAACUUUUUACAAUGGCGUAAAAGUGCAAUAUGCCUACAACAUCAUUGGAGAACAAGAAAACAAGCUAGAGUCCUAAGACAGCAGGCUGCUUUAGAGAAAUGUAAAUAUCAACAACAAAGAAAUAAAGCAGCCUGUCUAAUACAGGCUUCUUGGAAGGGCUACAAAGUCCGGAAACUAUUUUUAAAAACCGUUUCUGCAGUAUUGGUUUUCCAAAAGCUCUUUAGAGCUCGUCAACUAAUGAAACAACAAUACGGUUGUUAUAUACAGCUAAAGAAAUCCACUACUUUUGUACAGCGAUGCUUUAAAGCCAAAUUGAACAUGAGGAAACAACAAUCAAAUUAUCAACUAGUACGUUCACGUAUUAUUUACAUACAACGUUUGUACCGAGCCACCAUAUUGAUGCGUCAACAGCGUAAGGAAUAUUUAAAUAUUCGCAGCAAAGUAAUAAGUAUACAACAAAAAUGGCGAGCCACUUUAAUGGCCCGUAAGGUUAGAGUUGAAUAUCUAGCGGUGCAGUACUAUACAUUGAUUGUUCAACAGAAAUUUCGAGCCAAACAACAAAUGGCAAUUGAACGUAAGAAAUACUUGCAGCUGCAAACUUGUGCUAUUAAUAUACAAAGACGUUUUAGAGCCAAACUGGAAAUGCGUUUGGAAUAUACACAAUUCCAAAGGAAAUUACAGGCCAUUAAAUGCAUACAAACUCGCUUUAAAGCUCACAAAGCAAUGCGUUAUCAAAGAGCCAAAUAUCAGGGCACCAGAGAAGCUGUUCUGUGUCUCCAAGAACAUUUUAGAGGUUUUCUAAAAAUGAAAGAAGAGCGAAAGAACUUUUUGCAACAAAAACACGCAGCCACUGUCAUACAAACAGCCUUUAGAACAUAUCGCCUGAUGAAGUUGCAAAAGGGAGACUACCAGAGAAUAAAACAAGCUGUAAUUUGUAUACAAACAAGAUUACGAGCCACUUUGGCCAUGAGAGCUCAAAGGAAAGUAUAUUUAAGAGAACGUAAUUUAAUUAUCUACACACAAACACAUUACAAAGCCACACUUUUGGCAAGAAAAGUACGUGUAGAAUAUCUCCAUAAACGCCAUAUUAUCAUUUCUCUGCAAAGAAGAUUCCGGGCCAAGCAAUUAAUGUUAAGGCAACAACAAAGUUAUCAACUAAUACGUUCGCGUAUUAUUUGCAUACAAAUCCAUUAUCGUGCUCAUCUGCUCAGAAAACAACAACAGGCCCAGUAUCAGCUACAGCGUUCCUCAGCCAUUAAAAUACAAACAUGGUUUAGGGCCCUACUAAAGAUGCAAAUGCAAAAGCAAUCAUAUCAACGUGUACGCUCCUCCAGCAUAACAAUACAACAGAAAUGGCGAGCCACAUUAGAAGCCAAGAAACAAAGAACUACGUUCCUUAAGACCAUACAAAAUAUCAUUUAUUUACAACGUAUAAUUAAAGCCACACUUGUCAUGAAAAUGGAACGUGAACAAUAUCAAAAACUUAAAGAGGCCGUCAUUGUCAUACAAAAACGCUAUCGAGCCCGACGUGAAAUGUUACAAAUACGUUCGCAAUAUCAACUCAUACGUUCUCUCAUCAUUUGUAUACAACAGCAUUUCAGGGCCAAAAGGGCUAUGGUAAGGGAACGUAAAGAUUUUAUACUUUUAAGAACCACCGUCAUACAUUUGCAACAGAAGUUCCGAGGUCGUAAAAAAAUGCGCACACAACGUGAACAUUUCUUGCAGUUGAAAACAAAUAUUGUUGAAUUUCAGGCUCACGCUCGUGGUCUGUUGGCGCGUCGUCGUUACCAGGCUCUCAUGACACCCGAAAUGAUGGAAUUGUUGCGGCAGAAAAAGGCCGCUAAAAUAAUACAACGUUUCUGGCGUGGCUAUCGUAUACGUAAACGUUUGAACAAUGUACGUAUUAAGCUCAUACGUAAGAAUAUUGCCCUGCUCAAGGAGACUUCAAACUCAUUGAACUCUAUUAAGUUUAAAGUACAAGAUGCGGUACGUUUGUUAAGAGGAAGAUUUAGUGCUUCUGAGGCGUUGCAUGUUUUGAUGAGAUUGGAUCGUAUAUCACGCACUGUGCCACAUUUACUCAUGUGUCGUUCGGAUUUCAUAUCAACCUUUUGCUAUGGCAUUAUGGCACAAGCCAUACGUUCCGAGGUUGAUAAGCAGUUGAUUAUGUAUUGCAGUCGUAUCAUUUUGAAUUUGGCCCGGUACAACAGCACAACCGCAAAUACAUUCCAAGAAGGUGGUCUCGUUACAAUCGCCCAAAUGUUGUUGCGCUGGUGUGAUAAGGAUUGUGACAUUUUUAAUACGCUGUGUACAUUAAUCUGGAUAUUUGCCCAUUGUCCAGUUAAGCGUAAGGUUAUACGUGAUUUUAUGACAACAACCGAUGCCAUUUACAUGGUGAGAGAAACGAAAAAACUUGUAGCUCGUAAAGAGAAAAUGAAACAGAAUGUACGCAAACCGGUGGUAACAACAUCGUCAUUGGGCUCCUCAUCAUCCAUAUCAUCUAUACGCGGUCUUUCGCAGCAGCAACAACAGCAACAGAACUUUUCAAGUCGUGCCUUACCCAGCCUGGAACCCGAUUAUGGUGUCAUACGCAAUAAGCCAUAUACAUUUAUAUCCUCCGUAUAUGCCUUCGAUACCAUUUUGUACAAAUUGGGAAUUGAUAUUUUCUAAAUGAUUUUUUAAACACAUCUGUCUGUUUCUCGUUCCUUCCUACCUCCGUCUGUCCUUCUAGCGGUGGGUCUGUCUGUUUUAUUUAUUUUUUUGUUCUCAUCUCUUCAAUAUGUAGUAGCAAGUGUGAUGUGUCUGGGUUGUGUUAUGUAUCUCUGCACAUUGUGCAGUGUCUGUUAAAUUUAGUCCUUGCUGUUUUUUUCCCAUUUAAUAUUUUUUGUGUUUCCUAUUUCCGUAUUUUUCUUGUCGUUGUUGUUUAUUCUUGUUCAGUUUUUUUUUCUUGUAAUUUUUAUGUUGUUUUCCUUCCUUCUCAAUGUUUAAACUACAAAUCAGUUGAUUGUUUAUUUUCCGUUUUAUAUUUUUUUUUAUUUUAUUUCUGUAUGUAUUAUUUUAUUGUCUUUUAAUGGAUUUAAACUAGAAAUUGAUUUUAUCUCUUAGGACAGCAAUUCAUUGCUCUAUAAUUUUUAUAUACAUUUACUUUAUCUCUAGACUCGUACAUAAAUUUAUGUUUUUUAAUAUUUUUUAUUUGUUUAAGGAAUAAACUCUUACAUGUAUGUCCACUUAAUUGUAUUUUUUCAUUGAAGACUGUAAUUUAUACCUGUAAUCAUCAACUUUAUGGGUUUCCAGUGUAUGUUUCUUUAUUGUAAGUUAUAAUUUAAUUAUGUAUGUAAUUUUUUUUAAAAUGUUUUUUAAAUAAAACUUAUUGUAAAUUUGGUGCAAAUAAAAUAUGAAAAUUAAAUGGAAA
Messenger RNA from Calliphora vicina (urban bluebottle blowfly), 7222 nucleotides. It is a transcript of the gene asp, whose product is annotated as abnormal spindle. Gene Ontology annotation, cellular component: spindle pole. The transcript is spliced from 7 exons. The record is from RefSeq and is a predicted model, not a curated record. Gene Ontology annotation, molecular function: calmodulin binding. The coding region runs from base 109 to 6480 and encodes 2123 amino acids. Gene Ontology annotation, biological process: establishment of meiotic spindle localization; spindle organization; mitotic cell cycle. NCBI's taxonomy places the organism in Eukaryota, Metazoa, Arthropoda, Insecta, Diptera, Calliphoridae.